AUGAUGGACCAGAACCGGGGCGGCGUCGUGGUCAACUUCAUGGGCAUAAGGGGCUUUGUGCCCUUUUCCCAGUUGGCUCCGGUGCCCAGCGAAUCCCGUGAGCAGGCCAUUUCCGAGCGCAUGGGGCAGGAAUACCCCUUCCACAUACUUGAAGUGGACCAGGGCAGGGAACGGCUGGUCCUCUCCGAACGCGCCAUCUGGCAGAAGCUGCAGGACGAAGUACGGGACCAGUUCAUAGCCGAACUGGAAGAGGGCAGCCGCGUCACCGGCAAGGUUACCUCCAUCCGCGGCUUUGGCGCCUUCGUGAACCUUGGCAAGGCCGAGGGGUUGGUGCAUAUCUCCGAGCUGUCCUGGGCUCGCGUAAAAGGGCCGGAAGAAGUCGUAAGCGUGGGACAGGAGUUGGAAGUCCAGGUCUUGAAAGUGGACCCGGAAAGCAAGCGCAUCAGCCUGAGUUUGAAGCGCACCUUGCCCGAACCCUGGGAGAGUGUGCCCGAACGCUACAACGUGGGCGAGAUUGUAGACGGCACGGUAACUCGCCUGGCUGACUUCGGCGCCUUUGUCCGGCUGGAAGACUGGGUCGAGGGUCUGGUUCAUAUCUCCGAACUCUCCCCCCGACAGGUCAAGAACCCCAGCGAGUGCGUGUACGUCAACCAGCAGGUACGGGUGAUGAUUCUGGACAUCGACCCGGAAAAGCGGCGCAUCAGCCUAAGCUAUAAGAAGGCAUUUGGGAUGUAG
Geodia barretti is the source of this 735-nucleotide messenger RNA. Lineage: Eukaryota; Metazoa; Porifera; Demospongiae; Tetractinellida; Geodiidae. The record is from the annotation of a GenBank genome assembly.